CAAAAAUAUUUCAUUUUGUAAACAACGUGCAAUAAUGUUAAAUGAUUGAAUUUUUUAUUUAUUAAAAAUGACCGAUGAUAUCAAAGUGACUUUUAUAAUACCGAAAGAUUGUAAAAGCCAAGAUGAUUGUUCAGAAGAUAUGCAACUCGCAUUUGUUGCUUGCGAACAACACAGUGGGGGUGGUCUGCACGGCCAGUGGGUGCAUGAGACAAAUUGGAAUCGAUUUGAUGGUCUCACGAAGAGGGAUGUCUUUGUCAUAGCGCAGUUUGAAGGUGAAUUAUACAAGAAGUUGAGGGCUACUAAGUGCUUGCUAGUAGGCCCCCGAUGUCUAUCCUGCUGUCUUACAGAAGGUAUUUCUAUACCCACUGGCCCUGAACCGGUGUAUACAAUUGCUAUGAGAGGCUUAGUCAUAACUGCUAGUGGAUUAAGCAAGGAUAAAAAGGAGAACAUAAAGAAGAAAGUACAUUGGAUGGGUGGCAUUUAUAAUAGUGUUUUAACAGAUGAUUCUACACACUUAGUGUCUGACACUGUAUUAUCUAAUAAAUAUAUUAAAUCUGUAGAAAAAGGUAUACCCAUUAUGUCGGAGACCUGGAUUGAGGCAGUUUGGGAAGCAUCACAGCGAAUGAACAUUAGUGGAUCAUCAGGAGAGUUUGACAUUCACAGGUUGCCAGCAUUUGCAAACCUUCAAGUCACAACAUCGGGUAUCUCUAAACGAGAUAAACAAAUGAUAAUGAAACUGGUCAAUGAGAAUGGAGGAAUGUUCUCGGGUGUCUUCCAGAGUGAGACCACUGAUGUGGUUGUAUUGAUGAAAGACGGUGCUGGCAGUGAAAAGUAUAAAGCGGCCCUAGAAUAUGGCAAAGCUUGUGUCCUUCCAUCGUGGGUGAAAGAAUCUGCAGCACGGGGUGUUGCCCUUCCCGUGCUCAAGUACAAGAUCACUGCGGCUUCCACGUCGUCUCCACUGGCCGAACACCGACUACCUGACAUGAGUUUGAAUUUCUCAAGGAUAACAAACGUAAGACCGCCGAGUAAUUUCGUUGACGAAACUAGAUCGGUGGACGUAUCAACUGUAUCGGCCAAAAUGAAACUAUCCCAAGAUGCAAUAUCGUCUGACACAUCCAUAGAUAAGGAGCUACAAGCGGAAUUUGACAAUUUGGACAUGAGUACCAUAAAGAAGGCGGGACCCAUCUUCGACGGUUUUUGUAUCUGGCUGGUGGGGCUGGAGGGGCGCACCCGCGAGCGCGCGGCGGCGUGCGUGUCGCGGUGCGGCGGCGUGCGCUACGAGGCGGCGCACGGGCGCGUGACGCACGCGGUGUGCGGCGCGCGCGGCCCGGCGGCGGCGGCGGCGCGCGCGCUGCCCGGCGUGCCCGUGCUGUCGGCGCGCUGGCUGCUGCACAGCGUCGCGCAGGGCCGAGCGCUCGACGAGGCGCAGUACCUAAUGGACCCGAAUCCUAAGACCCCAGCAAAAAGUACCAAGAAACAGAAACUGGAGGUGUCCUCGCCCAUGAGCAUUCGCAAUCUCCAGCUGCUGCGGCGGCCGCUAGACCUUCCGCCUCCAGAACCCGUCCUGCAAGUCGAAGAACAUCAAGAUGAACUCGUCAAUCAAUAUUUGAGCCAAGCAGAUAUCGUCCCGGACCUUUCGAAAGAGAAGACUUCAGAAACGGACCGGCCGAAUUCCACGCAUCAGCAGCAACCGGACGUCACUGAGGACUUUGGAGACGAACCGACAGAGGAAGUAGAACAGAUAUUCGCGGGUCUGCGGCUGGAGGUGCAGGCGCUGAACGAGGAGGCGGUGUGCGAGCUGGCGGCGGAGCUGGGCGCGGCGGGGGGCGCGCUGUGCGCGGGGGGCGCGGGGGGCUCGCACGUGCUGCUGCCGCUCGACUUCGACCCCGCCGAGCGCCUCUCCGCCGCCGCCGAGCCUGUCACCGCCUUCUGGAUUAAAGACUGUCUAUCUCAACAAGAGUUGGUUCCCCUGCAAUACUACCACCGGCCCGUGCGCGUCAAGCCGAGCCCGGAGCCGCCGCUGAAGGGAGUGGUCGCGAGCCUCAGUACGUACAGCGGCGUCGAAAGGGCGUUCUUGGAUGAGCUGGCCAAAUUAUUGGGAGCCACUACUCAACUACGUUUCUGUCGACGGAACACCGCCAACGCCCUGGCCUCGACGCAUCUCAUAUGCCCCUCGCCCUCGGGGGACAAGUAUGCCGGGGCCCUUAAAUGGGGUCUGCCCGCUGUGAAGGCUUCUUGGCUGCUGACCUGCGCGGCCGAGGGACGCCGGGUCAGCGAGACGGGACACCUCGUCGGCGAGACUCAGGCUCCCUCGACGCCGGAACGUAUUCAGGAGGAAAAAGAAAAUAAAGAAGAUACGACAGUGAUGGAGAAGGAGAACGCCAUGCUCCCUCCCCGCAGCCCCGCCGCGCCCACCCCCGCCCCCGCCGCCAGUGCAGAGCAGACCCCGGCUAAACAAGACAACGUGGAUGCGAUGUCCCCGGCGAGCCGCUACAUAGCGAUGGCGCGGCAGGGACUCCUGGGGGGAGACUCGCAGGACACCCCCAAACAACAACCAAACGGCGCCGCUGGGGACGAUAGUAAUUGUAGUUGUGUUGCAGAGGAGUGCCGCAGCCCGGCGUCGACUGGGGGGCGGAGUCGCGUGCGGGAGCUGCGCCGCGGGGAGCCGGCCGCGGACCCGCUGCGGACACCGGUCGACCCCUUCGAGAGGAACACGUCGACCCCGGACAGCGCGUUCGGCGCGGCGCUGCGGCCCGGCUCCGGCCGCCUGUCCCCGGAUGCCCGGAAGCGCCUCUGGAGGGUCGUCAACGAGCUGCCCUCCAGGCAACCCGAGCCGCCCCGGAACAAGACCACCCCGCUGUCGGAGAUCCGCAACCGUUUCUUGUCCCGGUACCAGGAGGGCGUCGCCACGCCGCCCGUCGCCACGCCGCCCGUCGCCACGCCGCCCGUCGCCACGCCCCCCGCCACGGCUCCCAGGAAACUGCAACUGGAUGAAGCGGACACGCCGCCAGCUAAGAUGAUGAAAUUGUCACAGGAAUGUAACGCAGAAGCUGGUUGUCGAGCAGUGGAAGACGCCCAGCGUCCAGGGUCGCUGGUGGAGGAGCAGCUGCAGCGGCUGCAGGCGGCGCUCUCCGAGAGGCUGAGCACGCAGCGAGCCCGCCGCAUGACCAGGGACCCCUCCCCGGCUCAUCCCCCGCCACCCGACACGGAGCCGGGGCCCGACUCGCAGCCCAGCACCGUGGGGUGGGACGACAGCGCGCCCGCACCCCCCGCCCCCACCGCCCCCGCCCUCCCCGCCGCCCCCACCAGGAAGUUCAUGCUGUCCUCCAACGUCGAUAAUCGGGAGGAGAUAAUGUCGAUGAUCGAGCAGCUGGGCGGCGAGGUCUGUGACGGGGUGGAGCCGGCGCCGGACGCGACGCACCUGCUGUGCGCGGCGCCGGGCCGCAGCGAGAAGAUGCUGGGCUCCAUCGCCGCCGGCCGCUGGGUGCUGCACCCGCGCUACGUGCCCUGCAGCCGCGACGCCGGCGCCUUCCUGCCGGAGGAGGAGUUCGAGUGGGGCAGCCCGCUGGCGUCGCGGCUGGCGGGCGCGGGCGGCGGCGAGCGCGUGCUGUCCCGCGCGGCGCACCGCUGGCGGCGGGCGCGCGCGUGCGGCGCGGCGGGUGCGUUCGCGGGGCUGCGGGCGCUGCUGCACGUGCCGCCCGCGCGCCGCCGCCUGCUGGCCAGGCUCGUCACCGCCGGCGACGGACACGCGCCCGACCUCGAGCCGCCCUACUCGGACGAGAGCAUCAACGUGUGCUUCGCGGACGUGAAGCGCUACCCGCUGUCGGCGCGCGACGCGCAGUGGCUGGUGUCGCGCCGCAUCCCGGUCUGCGCGCCCGUACUCCUGAGCGCAUACCUAACGGACGAGGUCCCGCCGAACCCGCACGAACACUGUCUACCCGAAUUUAGACCUUAACC
Molecule: messenger RNA, 3957 nt
Organism: Bombyx mandarina (wild silkworm)
Lineage: Eukaryota; Metazoa; Arthropoda; Insecta; Lepidoptera; Bombycidae
Gene: mus101
Product: mutagen-sensitive 101
Biological process (GO): mitotic DNA replication checkpoint signaling; DNA replication initiation; mitotic G2 DNA damage checkpoint signaling
Source: RefSeq, a predicted model, not a curated record